AUGCAAAGGUUUGCUAGUCGUUCUGCUCGUGCCGUGAGCGCAGUGCACAAGGCUGGCAUGCGUGCCAGCACAAGACGUGGACUUGCCACCGUGACCGGGAUGCCUCAGCAUCUCCACGGGGGUCUGCGGGACCAGGACCGUAUCUUCCAGAACCUGUACUGCCAUCACGACUGGCGCUUGAAAGGCGCGUUGGCCCGUGGUGAUUGGCACCGGACGCGCGAUAUUAUCGACAAAGGAAACAUGUUUAUUAUUGAUCAAGGCAAGGCGUCUGGCUUGCGUGGGCGUGGUGGUGCUGGCUUUCCGUCCGGCCUGAAAUGGAGCUUUAUGCUCAAGCCUGGCUGGGAGAAAGAUCCCCGCCCGCGCUAUCUCGUCAUUAAUGCAGAUGAGGGUGAGCCGGGUACUUGCAAGGAUCGCGAGAUUAUGCGUGGUGACCCGCACAAGCUGAUCGAGGGCUGUCUCCUCGUUGCACGCGGUAUGGGCGCCCAAACUUGUUACAUUUACAUUCGUGGCGAGUUUGUCGAAGAGGCGAACCACCUGGAAGAAGCAAUUAAGGAGGCGUACAAAGCCGGUCUUGUUGGCCGCAACGCCUGCGGCUCUGACUUUGACUUUGAUAUUCACGUUCACCGUGGCGCCGGUGCUUACAUUUGCGGUGAAGAGACUGCGCUGGUCGAGUCACUCGAGGGUAAACAGGGAAAGCCGCGCAUGAAGCCUCCGUUUCCUGCUGAUAUUGGCCUUUUUGGCUGCCCGACAACUGUCACCAACGUCGAGACCAUGGCCGUGGUGCCCACGAUUAUCCGUCGCGGUCCCUCGUGGUUUGCCAACUUUGGCCGUGACAAAAACCACGGCACGAAGUUGUUUGCCGUCAGCGGUCAUGUGAACCGGCCCUGUGUUGUGGAAGAGGAAAUGAGCAUUCCUUUGAAGGAGCUCAUUGACAAACACUGUGGCGGCGUGCGCGGUGGAUGGGACAACCUUCUUGCUGUCAUUCCUGGUGGCUCAUCUACUCCUAUGAUUCCCAAAGAUGUGUGUGAGCACGUUUUGAUGGACUUUGACUCGCUGCGUGACAACCAGUCUGCGCUUGGUACUGGGUCAGCCAUUGUGAUGGACAAGUCCACAGACUUGGUCAAGGCCAUCAGCCGUCUGGCCAAAUUCUACCAACACGAGAGCUGUGGUCAGUGCACUCCUUGCCGCGAGGGCACCACAUGGGCGGCCAGCAUUAUGGAACGCUUUGAGGUGGGCCGCGCAGCGCUGCGCGAGGUUGAUAUGCUCUGGGAGCUUACAAAGCAAAUGGAAGGCCAUACUAUUUGUGGUCUUUCAGACGCUGCCGCAUGGCCGAUCCAGGGCCUUUUGCGACACUUCCGCCCGCUAGUCGACCAGCGCAUUGAGUCGUACGAAAAAGAGCACGGUGCAGUCUUGUUUGGUGGUCAUCUUGCAAGCGAGCGCAACCCCGAGCUGGCGAUGCCUGACAACUGGUCGACCCCCGACCAACAUACCAAGGACAACUACCGCCCGGGUAUCGCGGAUGCAUAG
Molecule: messenger RNA, 1527 nt
Organism: Malassezia vespertilionis
Lineage: Eukaryota; Fungi; Basidiomycota; Malasseziomycetes; Malasseziales; Malasseziaceae
Exons: 1
Coding region: 1-1527 (508 amino acids)
Molecular function (GO): FMN binding; 4 iron, 4 sulfur cluster binding; NADH dehydrogenase (ubiquinone) activity
Source: RefSeq, a predicted model, not a curated record